AUGAGAGGUGCAAUGUCAGCAUUGUUUAUUGCCUCCAGGGCCGUAUGUGAUGUGAUAAGGCUUGUUCCAAAGUGCGAUCCCACGUGCAUGAAGGGAAGGCUGUUGGCGUCAUAUUACUCAGGGCCCAUGGCCAUAUCUCCUGUAUAUGUUUCUUCCAAGAGCUCUGCACCGCCAAGGGCCCCCAUGGUUGUCAAGUCCACUGUGAGAAGCCCUGACAUUCCAAAAAAAAGCACCUCUGCUCGUGCUGCAAGGAUUCCCAAUGUCAUAAGAACAACUGUGACAACCACUGUUCUGAAGACUGUCUCUGCGGAGAUGCCUCGGAGUCUACAGCCACCUAUUGUGGUGAUGCAACCUAGAUAUGUGAUGCAGCCUGUUCCCGUGGCUCUAAGCCCAAUGAGUGUGGGUGGGGCGCCCAGGCAGAGUGCAAGGCCUUCUCCCCCACGCCUCCCUGUGCAGCAGCAGGGAGCUGGGACGGAAGCAAUCAACAGGAUAGGGAAGAGGAUAAAUCUGAUCUACACGAUGCUAACCACACUAAAGCAAAAAUACCUGCAGAUGGCUCCGCAGAGGCCGCAGAGGAUUGUGGUGGUUGCACCUGUCACAACGAUGACUGUGCUCAAAACAGUGUCCAUAACACCACCUCAAAUACCUACCAUUCCUGUCAUUGCGCAGCCUGCAACAAUAGUUACUCCGGCGAAGCCUGCCCCACAGCCUCUCCAAACAGUGAAGGGUCUGGAAGCACCCGGAUCCACUAGUACGAUCUGUGUGACUCCUCCGCAGAGCAUCAGGGAUGGCAAUAAGGCUGCCAAGUCCAGCAGAAGUGUUGAGCCUGCUAAGAAGGCUGAAUCCCGCAAGAGCGAUAAGGCCCAUAAGAAUACCAAGUCUCGGAAGGCGGAUUCGGAGGAAAGCGACAGCUCACGGGAAAGCUCCUCGUCCUCUGAGAAGGAGAAGCCGCUGUACAUGCUGAAAACAGGGAGGCUUGGGAGAAGGAGGCCGAAGAAGAGAGAUUCGUUUAUUGAUUGCUACUUGAGGGGGAAUCCAUCUGAGUGUAAUGCAGAGAAUUCUGAGAGGGAGCCGGACAUAGGUGAUGCUGUUAUCUACAAGAACGACUUUGACAGUGACGAUGAAAUUAUAUAUCUCAGUGAUCUAUUGGGGAGAUGA
This is a messenger RNA of Encephalitozoon hellem ATCC 50504, 1158 nucleotides long. RefSeq lists its product as uncharacterized. Lineage: Eukaryota; Fungi; Microsporidia; Unikaryonidae. The coding region runs from base 1 to 1158 and encodes 385 amino acids. The record is from RefSeq and is a predicted model, not a curated record. The transcript has a single exon.